UGAGUUAAUUUGCAUUUAUGGUCUUACUUUUUUUGAUUUUUUCAAGAGAAUCCCUAAAUGUUUCUUUAACAUUAGGAGAGUAUAUAAACUGCUUCUGCCACUAAACUGUUCAUAUAAGCUGACACUUCAAAUCAUACCAGAUCUAAACAAAAGAAGAAUUAUGAAGACUGUAUUCGUGUUUCUGUGUGCUCUCGUGGCGGUUUUGGCACGUGGUUUGCCAAACCUUCCAGAGAACGAACGACUAAAACUAGCUGAAGUUCAUCGGUCUUGUCAAUCUAAUCCAAAAACAUUCUGUAACGAAGAUAAAUUGAGAAAUCUUUUCAAUAACAUCAACGACCCUCAAGUGGGCACUCAUAUGUUGUGUAUGGCAGUCAAAGCCGGAUUGAUGAGGCCGAAUGGAGAUUUUGACUUACCCUAUAUGAAACAAAAAAUUGGUUUGGUAGUACGCGAUCCCUCUAAAGUAGAUGGACUUGUUCAGAAGUGUACUCGCAAAGCUGAAAACCCAGGAAAAACCGCCAAUUUGAUGUGGAAAUGUUUAGUUGAAAAUGAUAUUCAAUAUUACCACAAUUUGUAAAUGAAACUAUUCAGAAAAUUUCUGAUAAUAGAAAAUAAAAUUCGACAAAUU
Molecule: messenger RNA, 625 nt
Organism: Diorhabda carinulata
Lineage: Eukaryota; Metazoa; Arthropoda; Insecta; Coleoptera; Chrysomelidae
Exons: 2
Coding region: 161-574 (137 amino acids)
Molecular function (GO): odorant binding
Source: RefSeq, a predicted model, not a curated record